This is a messenger RNA of Drosophila rhopaloa, 1833 nucleotides long. RefSeq names its product probable cytochrome P450 313b1 (gene Cyp313b1). The transcript has 6 exons. Lineage: Eukaryota; Metazoa; Arthropoda; Insecta; Diptera; Drosophilidae. Bases 241 to 1749 code for a protein of 502 amino acids. Gene Ontology annotation, molecular function: oxidoreductase activity, acting on paired donors, with incorporation or reduction of molecular oxygen; heme binding; monooxygenase activity. The record is from RefSeq and is a predicted model, not a curated record.
UCAAGCGAAAAGGUUGUUUUUACGAGCUUAACUGAGUAAAAUUCCAAAAAUCGGUCAAUUAGUCUGGCUAAUAUUGUUUGAUGUUUUGGGCAUCCAUUGAUAACUUGUGCCCGCCAUUCAUAUAGAAAUCUGAAUGGAGCUUUGAGCUGGAGAUAGGUGCUUCAGUUUGCUGUGGAACGUUGGCCGAACAGCAAUUCAAUUUUGGAAUACGGAUAGGUGUAGUCUACCAAGUUCAACGACAUGCUGGCCUGCAUCAUUUUAAUCGGCUGGCUACUGCUGGUUUGGAUAUACUUCCUGUGGAGCCGACGGAGAUAUUAUAAAGCGGCGUGGCAGUUAAGAGGACCUAUUGGCUGGCCCCUCAUCGGCAUGGGCUUACAAAUGAUGAACCCUGAGACCUUUUUGCAGUACAUGGAUGGCCUGUCGCGACAGUUCAAGGCCCCAUUCAUUUCCUGGAUGGGCACUAACUGCUUUCUCUACAUCAACGACCCACACAGCGUGGAGCAGAUAUUUAAUUCGACGCACUGCACCAAUAAGGGCGAUUUCUAUCGAUUCAUGAGUUCGGCUAUAGGGGACGGACUGUUCACCUCCAGUUCUCCGCGUUGGCACAAACAUCGUCGACUCAUUAAUCCCGCCUUUGGUCGCCAGAUUCUCAGCAACUUCCUGCCCAUCUUCAAUGCCGAGGCCCAGGUCCUGUUGCAAAAGCUGGAACUGGAGGGUGUGCAGCAUGGCAAGCGGCUGGAGAUCUAUCAAAUCCUCAAGAAAAUCGUCCUGGAAGCAGCUUGUCAAACAACAAUGGGCAAGAAAAUGAAUUUCCAGCAUGACGGAUCUAUUGCCAUAUUUGAGGCUUAUAAUGGCUUAACAGAAGUGUGUGUGAAACGAAUGCUAUCACCCUGGCUUUAUCCGGAGCUCAUAUACCGGGGCUCGCGACUCUUUGCCCUGCAGCAAAAGGUUGUCGGCAUACUCUUUGGGUUUAUAGAACAGCUACUCGAACCGAUUGUUUCAGUGGUGGCUGCCAAUGCUAAGCCGGAGCAGCAGCCAUCGGAACUGGAGAUGAAGGGCAAGUCCAAGGCCAUUUUUAUUGAGCAAAUGCGGGAGCAUGUGGAGCGCGGCCAGCUGAGUUGGCAGGAUGUGAGGGAUGAGGCCAAUGUGACAAUUGCAGCGACUUUUGAGACCACAUCGACAGCCCUGUACUUCACCAUUCUCUGCCUCGCCAUGCAUCCCUGCUACCAGGAGAAGCUCCACGAGGAGCUGGUCAGAGAGCUACCGCCCACUGGCGACAUAUCCUUGGAGCAACUACAACGACUGGAGUACACUGAAAUGGUCAUAAACGAGGCAAUGCGUUUGUUUGCUCCUGUGCCGAUGGUCCUGCGGGCGGCGGAACAGGAUGUCCAACUGCGGCGGGAUGACGGGGAGUUCCUGAUUCCUCGUGGCACCCAGAUCGGCAUUGACAUCUACAAUAUGCAGCGGGACGAACGGGUUUGGGGACCACUUUCGCGUACCUACAACCCGGAGGCACAUUUCGGUCUGGGUUCGCCACAAAGGCACGCCUUUGCUUUUGUUCCAUUCACAAAGGGAUUGCGCAUGUGCAUCGGCUACCGAUAUGCCCAGAUGCUGAUGAAACUGCUGCUGGCCAGGAUCUUUCGCAGCUAUCGAAUUAGCACUGAGGCACGGCUGGAGGAACUCCUGGUCAAGGGCAAUAUCUCCCUAAAGCUACGUGAUUACCCGCUAUGUCGAGUGGAGCGAAGAUAAUAGGAAGGGUUAUGCCCCUCAAUUUGUUGCUGUAAUUUUUCAAUUAAAAAGGCCAUUUUUGUUGCAUUUUCUUUGCGUAGGAAA